Molecule: messenger RNA, 555 nt
Organism: Nipponia nippon (crested ibis)
Lineage: Eukaryota; Metazoa; Chordata; Aves; Pelecaniformes; Threskiornithidae
Source: RefSeq, a predicted model, not a curated record
AUGCCCACUCAGCCCCGGAGGGGUGCCCGGGCACGGCUGUGCCACGACCGCGGGCUGUGCCACGACCGCGGCCGCCUUGGCCUCACCGGCUCUUGCCAGCAGACAAACCGCCCCUUGCCACGCCGCCCCCCGGGCCGGCCGGCGGGGCCCCCCGCCCACGGGCCGGCCCCGGAGCCCCCCGGAGCCCCCGCGGAGGAGCAGGGCGGCAUCCCCAUCCCCAGCGCCGGCCUGCUGCAGGUCACCGAGCGCAGACAGCCCCUGAGCAGCGUCUCCUCGCUGGAGGUGCACUUCGACCUGCUGGACCUGACCGAGCUGACCGACAUGUCGGACCAAGAGCUGGCCGAGGUCUUCGCCGACUCCGACGAGGAGAACGCAACCGGAGAGUCGCCCAGCGGGCUGCAGCCGCAGGCAGUGCCGCGGGCUGGGUACCUGCGCUCGCCCUCCUGGACGCGAGCGCGGGAGCAAGGUCGGGAGAAGAAGCACCUCAGCGACCCGGAGCUGCCGCCGGGACCCCCGGACGCCUUCCUGCCUGCUGAGCGGCCGCGGGAGCCCUAG